AUGGCUGCAGGCGGCAAUGUGGAGGUAACCGUGAAGUUUGAAGAUGUCAUUGUUUAUUUCUCCAAGAACGAGUGGAAGAUUUUAGAGAAGUGGCAAAAGGAUCUGUACUGCAAAGUGUUGGCAGAUAAUUUUGACGCUUUGGUCUUCACAGGGCAUCCCGUCACCAAAUCAGAUAUCUUAGCAUGGCUUGAGCGGUGUGAGCACCUGCACGUCGAAGGAACGUGUCAACCCAGAGCCCGUGAUUCUUCUGGGACUCUUUGUGCAACAAGUGGCAGAGUUGCACAGACGUGCCGUAAUGAACGUGUCGAACAGGUCUGGUCCCUCGCGACGAUACAAGAGAGCGCGAAGGAAGAUGCAGCCCAGUAUGGCGAUGUGGGGGAAACUGAGCGCCUGUACUUGUCAGCGGGCAAGCAAGGAAACCCUAUCAAAGAGGGUCCCUCUCCACACACUGAAUAUAAAAAAGGUGGGCGAGGCUUGGCCAGUUCCACCCAUUCCCAGAGGACAGUCACAACACCGACACAGUAUAAAUGUGGAGAGUGCGGCAAGAGGUUCCGGUUGAAAGCGCUGCUUCGGAUCCAUCAGAAGAUCAGCAUGAGGAAUGAGUCCUUUCCUUGCCCUAAAUGUGGGGUGCGUUUUCCUAGUCCCUCGCACCCGAGAACCCACCUUCAAGCAUGUGCAGAGAGAGGGACGGACUCCUUUCAGGAGACUCGGCUGAGCAGGCGCCAUGGGAACCAAGCCCUGGAGAGGUUGCACUGCUGCGCAGACUGCGGGGCAAGCUUCCGUAGAUACCUUGACCUCCUGCGACACCAGAAAAGCCACGACGAAGCCAAGCCCUGGCCGUGUCCUCAGUGCGGGGCCGUGUUCAUGUACCGAAGCGACCUUGCGCUGCACGAGGAGAGCCACCUCGACGAAGCGCUGCACGAGUACGCUGCCUGCGGGGAAAACUGCCUCUGUGAAUGUUCCCUCCUGCUGCAUUUUGCCUCCCACCGUGGGCAGGGCGUGGGCGCUGGCAGCCCUGAGCCACGGGGCCACGAGCAGCUGCUGCCGGCAGCGUGCAGCAAAGAAGAGAAGCCCUACUCCUGCGCUCAGUGCGGGUUGCUGUUCAGGUUAGAAGUGAACUUGGAAGUGCAUUACAGAUACUGUCACAAGGAGUGGCUGCCGAAGCGUGGGUCAAACGGCGCUGCCCAGCUCCCCCUCUCGUGGCCCCAGAAAGUUCACGCUGAACAAACAAACAACCCAUCCGUGCUUGGGGGCCGUCAGGGUGACCGCUGGGGUUCUCAGCACCCCUCACAGCCCUCCGCUCCGCACGCUUGCGCGGACUGCGGCAAGUGUUUCGUCUCGAAGUUGAAGCGCUGCAAACACCGGCGGAAGCACAACGCAAGGGAGCCCGGAGGCGUUGCCGAGCAGGGCUCCGUGGGCAGCGUGGGGCCCCCCAAGACGGCUUACGUGACAAAGAAGCUGCACAAAUGCCAGCAAUGUGGGGAUAAGUUUGUUUACAAGUGGCAGCUGGUGGCUCACCUGAAAGGCCACGGAAAGGACGGAUGCUGCCUCUGUACUUACUGUGGGGAGAAAUUUGGGUGCAGAAGUAGCCUUAGAAAGCACCACCAAAGGCACAGGGAGGCGGCAGUGAGCGAAAACGGCACCUCCUUGGAGGACUUCGGCGCCGCGGCCACGAAUCGGAGAACGUGCGCAACGAUGCGGCGUUACCCGUGUGAGUGUGGCAAGCACUUUCCCAAAUUCUACUUGCACAUUCAUCAGGCGUUUCAUGCGGGAGUGAGGUACAGGUGCCGAGUGUGCGGGAAAGUUUGUAACUUUAAGAGCGCAGCAGUUGCACACAGCAAGAGCCACAGAGGUCGGUGGGAUGUCUCUAAUCGUCCCGAGCUUAAGGAGCUGUCCGGAUCCAAGCCCUGGUGCUGCACGAUCGAAAAAAUUCACCUUGCCCCGGCGUCACAGCCGCAUGGUCAGGAAGGAAUGUCUCAGCCUGGAGAAGGUUUUCCGCCCACGUACUUGUAUCCAGAGUGCGCGGAGGGGAUCUCUCCCCAAAGUCGCUUUCCCUUCGAGCAGCGCGUCUCAGGACGGGAGCAGAGCGCCCAAGCGGAGCAUCGAAAGAAGCCCCGUCGGAAAGCGAAGCUUAAGCCGGCGUCUCGGCACAGCUUGCCGAAGCCCUUCAGGUGCAGAGACUGCGGGAAAGAUUUUGCCUACUUUGGUCGUCUGGUCAUGCACCGCAGGGCGCACACGGGCGACUUCCCUUUCCAGUGUGCCGAAUGCGGCAAGGGUUUCAUCCACAAAUGUUAUCUCAACUUGCACUGGAAAAUACAUGCCAAGGAGAGCGUGUGA
Messenger RNA from Elgaria multicarinata webbii, 2337 nucleotides. Its product is annotated as zinc finger protein 835-like. The coding region runs from base 1 to 2337 and encodes 778 amino acids. The transcript has 4 exons. The record is from RefSeq and is a predicted model, not a curated record. NCBI's taxonomy places the organism in Eukaryota, Metazoa, Chordata, Lepidosauria, Squamata, Anguidae. Gene Ontology annotation, biological process: regulation of DNA-templated transcription.